Molecule: messenger RNA, 636 nt
Organism: Macrosiphum euphorbiae (potato aphid)
Lineage: Eukaryota; Metazoa; Arthropoda; Insecta; Hemiptera; Aphididae
Source: the annotation of a GenBank genome assembly
AUGUCAUUCACUAGAAGUCGAUCUGUUAUCCCCUUCCAGUACAAGAUUUUUGAUUCUUCCCUUGUAUCAGUCAUGAGCGUGAAAGACCUAGGUAUACUUUACAACCCUACUCUGGAUUUUCACUCACACAUUGAAUCUUCGUGUUGUAGGGCACUAAAAGUGCUAGGAUUUGUGAAGCGAAUAGCUUCCGAAUUCAAGCUGGAAUCAUCGUUAAAAGUGCUCUAUUGUUCCUUAGUUAGAUCUAUUGUAGAAUAUGGUUCCGUGUUAUGGGACCCACAUACAACCUCUAGCUCCCUCCAACUAGAGCGUGUGCAAAGACGCUUCUUAUCAUUUGCUGCCUAUGUACUUAAGAUAGAUCAUGUCCCUCAUGACUACUUCCCGGUGCUCACUGAACUACAUCUAACUUCACUGGUUGAUAGAAGAGCAACUGCUAAUCUAUCAUUUUUACGAAAGCUCUUGGACGGAUCAAUAGACGCUCCCACUCUUCUCUCCAGUAUCAAUUUUAAAGUACCACAGCGUUCCCUCCGUUCUUAUACAACAUUCUCCAUCCCAAAUUGCUCUACAAACUACGGCCGUAAUAAUCCUAUCUACCGUAUGAUGCGCAUAGCAAAUGAACAACCAUCAUUCCCUACCUAA